Molecule: messenger RNA, 1382 nt
Organism: Fusarium redolens
Lineage: Eukaryota; Fungi; Ascomycota; Sordariomycetes; Hypocreales; Nectriaceae
Product: ubiquitin-conjugating enzyme/RWD-like protein
Exons: 2
Coding region: 311-1162 (283 amino acids)
Source: RefSeq, a predicted model, not a curated record
ACGGCAUGUGAUACACAGCCACAAACUAUCCGGACCUAGCGGGACCACUGUGCCUGGGAAAGGAUGCCUCCUCCUGCGUUCCUCUCCAUUCAUCUCAACUUAUACACUCUUCAUUUGCGCUCAAGCAUAAGAUAUCGCUGCUUUUGAGUUUUUAGAGCAAACUUUCUCUUCCAUUUCACACGAGUUUCACAAAUACUCGUUCCUUUCCUUUAAUUCGCUAAUUUCUUCAACCUCGAUCCUACUCACGCGACCCGCAAUCUGUCCCCUUCUCUUUGUCAACUUCUAAGCCCAACACAUUCAGAUCGUCAGCAUGGCUAGCAAAGGCGCCACCAAACGUUUGACACGCGAAUACAAAACCAUUUCAGAGAACCCUCCUCCUUACAUUGUCGCUCAUCCAUCCGAGUCCAACAUCCUUGAGUACGUUACGUCACGCCCAACAUUUGGUCGAGAGUCGACUUUGCUAACACAACUUAGAUGGCACUACAUCAUUACCGGUCCUGAGGAUACUCCUUACCAUGGCGGUCAAUAUUGGGGUACUCUCAUGUUCCCCCCAAACUAUCCGUUUGCUCCUCCCGCCAUUCGCAUGCACACUCCGUCCGGCCGAUUCCAGCCUUCAUCGCGACUAUGUCUGUCCAUCUCCGAUUUCCACCCGAAGUCAUUCAACCCCGCUUGGGAAGUCUCAACUAUUCUAAUUGGCCUUCUCUCAUUCAUGACGAGUGAAGAGAUGACAACCGGCUCCGUUUCUAGCACCACCGCCGAACGACGCUCCCUCGCCGCUCGAUCGCGAUGGUGGAACUCGACCGGUAAUGGCACACACAGCAAGACAGGCCCAGUCCAGAAGGGCAACAUCAAGGCUGGUGACGGUGGCGCCAAGUUUCGAACAGAGUGGCCAGAGGUGGAUGCUGAGAAUUGGGAGUGGAUGACCAAGAACAAGGUUGACCCUGUCACCGGUACCCGAUUAGAUGCUGAUAACAGCGGAUCCUGUCGACCUCAGCUUGGUAUUUCAGGGACUAGCGGUCAUCAAACACAAGCCGUUGUUGAUGUGGUCAACCAACAAAGAGAUGCCAGCACAGGAUGGAUCUAUCGCAACAAGCUCCUUGUUGCUGGUGCGGCUAUCUUCUUCUACGUCCUUGUCGCUAGACUUGUUAGCGGAGAUGAGUAAUUGGGGAGAGUUUUAUUCUGGGGGGGCUUCAUGUUCAUCUAAUUCUAGUUUUUGUUUUAUUACUGGCGGAUUGGCGGGCGCAAUAGGUUAACAAGCCAGAUAUCAGAGGACUCACGUCUCGAUAUGGCGUUUCAGGGCAUUCACUGAGCGUUUACUUGAUGGGUUUCAAUUUGAUUGUGAUCAGCUCAUUUGCCUACAUCUGGUGUGAUUUAUCGGAUAG